UCGGGGGGCGCGUCACCCGAGACAGCGAGCGCUCGCGGCGUCGGUCCGGUCCGGGGUCGUCAUGGGGCGAGGCAGCGGCACCUUCGAGCGUCUCCUAGACAAAGCCACCAGCCAGCUCCUGCUGGAGACAGACUGGGAGUCCAUCCUGCAGAUCUGUGACCUGAUUCGUCAGGGGGACACACAAGCAAAAUAUGCUGUAAAUGCCAUCAAGAAGAAAGUCAAUGACAAGAAUCCACAUGUGGCCUUGUAUGCCCUGGAGGUUAUGGAAUCUGUGGUGAAGAACUGUGGCCAGACAGUCCAUGAUGAAGUGGCCAACAAGCAGACCAUGGAGGAACUAAAGGAGCUGCUGAAGAGACAAGUGGAAGUCAAUGUCCGGAACAAGAUCCUAUACCUGAUCCAGGCCUGGGCUCAUGCCUUCCGCAAUGAGCCCAAGUACAAGGUGGUCCAGGACACCUACCAGAUCAUGAAGGUGGAAGGACAUGUCUUCCCGGAAUUCAAGGAAAGUGAUGCUAUGUUUGCUGCUGAAAGGGCCCCUGACUGGGUGGAUGCUGAGGAAUGCCACCGAUGCAGAGUGCAGUUUGGGGUGGUGACCCGCAAGCACCACUGCCGGGCAUGCGGGCAGAUCUUCUGUGGCAAAUGCUCCUCCAAAUACUCCACCAUCCCCAAGUUUGGUAUUGAGAAGGAGGUGCGCGUGUGUGAACCCUGCUAUGAGCAGCUGAACAAGAAAGCAGAAGGAAAGGCUGCCUCCACCACUGAACUGCCUCCAGAAUACCUGACGAGCCCCUUAUCACAGCAGUCCCAGCUGCCCCCAAAGCGGGAUGAGACAGCUCUGCAAGAGGAGGAGGAGCUGCAGCUGGCUCUGGCCUUGUCACAGUCAGAGGCUGAGGAGAAGGAGAGGCUGAGACAGAAGUCGACAUACACAGCACAUCCCAAGGCAGAUCCUACACCCCUGGCAUCAUCAGCACCCCCAGCUGGCAGCCUGUACUCAUCACCUGUGAACUCAUCAGCACCUCUGGCUGAGGACAUUGACCCUGAGCUCGCACGGUACCUCAACCGGAACUACUGGGAGAAGAAACAGGAAGAGGCUCGGAAGAGUCCGACACCAUCAGCUCCUGUCCCCCUGACGGAGCCAGCUGCCCAGCAAGUGGAGGGGCUCACAGCCCCUACCAACAUGGUGGAGGCUCCCCUCUCAGAGACAGACUGUCAGCCCAUCACAUCCUCCAGUGGUUCCUUUAGCGAGCAGUACCAGAAUGGGGAGUCAGAGGAGAACCAUGAGCAGUUCCUGAAGGCCUUACAGAACGCAGUUACUACCUUCGUCAACCGUAUGAAGAGCAACCAUAUGCGGGGCCGCAGCAUCACCAACGACUCGGCUGUGCUCUCACUUUUCCAGUCCAUCAACAGCAUGCACCCACAGCUGCUCGAGCUGCUCAACCAGCUGGAUGAGCGCAGGUUGUACUAUGAGGGGCUGCAGGACAAGCUGGCUCAGAUCCGUGAUGCCCGGGGGGCACUGAGUGCCCUGCGUGAGGAGCACCGGGAGAAGUUGCGUCGGGCAGCUGAGGAGGCUGAGCGCCAGCGCCAGAUUCAGCUGGCACAGAAGCUGGAAAUCAUGCGACAGAAGAAGCAGGAGUACCUGGAGGUGCAGAGGCAGCUGGCCAUCCAGCGUUUGCAGGAGCAGGAAAAGGAACGGCAGAUGCGCCUGGAGCAGCAGAAACAGACUGUCCAGAUGCGUGCCCAGAUGCCUGCCUUCCCCCUACCCUAUGCCCAGCUCCAGGCUAUGCCCACAACAGGGGGUGUACUCUACCAGCCCUCGGGCCCAGCCACCUUCCCUGCCACCUUCAGCCCAGCAGGCUCAGUGGAGGGCUCCCCAAUGCAUGGUGUGUACAUGAGCCAGCCAACUGCAGCCACUGGCCCUUACCCCAGCAUGCCUGGCACCACAGCAGAUCCCAGCAUGGUCAACACGUACAUGUACCCAACUGGGGCCCCUGGGGCACCAGCAGCCCCUCAGGCCCAGGCUGGGCCCACUGCCAGCCCUGCCUACUCUUCCUACCAGCCCACUCCCACCCCAGGUUACCAGAAUGUGGCUUCCCAGGCCCCACAGAGCCUCCCGGCCAUCUCCCAGCCGCCACAGUCCAGCACCAUGGGCUACAUGGGGAGCCAGCCAGUGUCCAUGGGCUACCAACCAUACAACAUGCAGAAUCUCAUGACUGCCCUCCCUGGCCAGGACGCAUCUCUGCCACCCCAGCAGUCCUACAUCACAGGGCAGCAGCCUAUGUACCAGCAGAUGGCACCUUCCAGUGGCCCUCCCCAGCAACAACCCCCUGUGGCCCAACCACCACCCACACAAGGACCGCCAGUACAGGGCAGUGAGGCCCAGCUCAUCUCAUUCGACUGACUCUGAGCCUGGCGAUCUGUGUCCAGAGUAACACUACAGUUCAUUGGAAACUUCUGUAUCUAACUAGCCAUUCUCUCCCCCUUAGUGUCCCUUCACUGUGUAAGGGAUGGGCCUUUACCUCAACUCCCUCCGUCCUCAUCCUCUGUCUUCUGUCACUUGUUCCCUGCUUUGGCCUGACUCUGUGACUUCUUUCCCCAGGGCUAGGCCUCGGGAAAGUUUCCCCAGGGAAUCCCCAGUUCUGUGUUGGGAUCCACCAGAGGUGGUGUAGUGGGGAUGCUGAGACUGCUCCCAAGUCUGAUAUGAGCUAGAGCUGGUGUCCAGGCAUGUCUCUGGUCCUCUGCAGGAACCUCUUGGCCCCUGUACCACAAGGAUGGAGGCUUCAGACAUCUCAGCUUCUCUGCUUCCCAGCUGUCAUCUCCCCAUGUGGAACAGUGAUAAUAAAAUGUAUUUCAAAAGGUCAA
This is a messenger RNA of Jaculus jaculus (lesser Egyptian jerboa), 2853 nucleotides long. RefSeq names its product hepatocyte growth factor-regulated tyrosine kinase substrate (gene Hgs). The record is from RefSeq and is a predicted model, not a curated record. Gene Ontology annotation, molecular function: ubiquitin binding; phosphatidylinositol binding; metal ion binding. The transcript has 22 exons. Bases 62 to 2392 code for a protein of 776 amino acids. NCBI's taxonomy places the organism in Eukaryota, Metazoa, Chordata, Mammalia, Rodentia, Dipodidae.